Messenger RNA from Trichoderma reesei QM6a, 977 nucleotides. RefSeq lists its product as uncharacterized. Lineage: Eukaryota; Fungi; Ascomycota; Sordariomycetes; Hypocreales; Hypocreaceae. Gene Ontology annotation, biological process: fatty acid metabolic process. Gene Ontology annotation, molecular function: NAD+ binding; oxidoreductase activity, acting on the CH-OH group of donors, NAD or NADP as acceptor. Bases 21 to 977 code for a protein of 318 amino acids. The transcript is spliced from 3 exons. The record is from RefSeq and is a predicted model, not a curated record.
AGAAGAUCAAAGCACAGAAAAUGGCCAGCUCAAUUCUUCGAGGAAGGGCGCUGGGGGCGGUGCGCCAGUCGCGCUGCUUCAGCUCUACUCCCAGGCAGUGUGCUGCCGACGUCAAGAGUCUCGGUGUCCUCGGCGCCGGCCAGAUGGGCCUGGGAAUUGCUCUUGUUGCUGCGCAAAAGGCACAGGUCCCAGUGACUCUUGUCGAUGCCUCCGAGCAGGCGCUGAGUAAAGGCAUUGCGUUUGCCGAGAAGCUGCUGGCCAAGGAUGUGUCCAAGUCCAAGAUUACUCAGGAACAGGCCGACCAGGCUCGCUCGCUGCUCAAGCCGAGCACCAAGAUUGAGGACUUCUCCUCUGUCGACUUCAUCAUCGAGGCUGUGCCCGAGAUUCCCCAGCUCAAGUUUGACAUCUUCAGCAAGCUGGCCAAGAUUGCCCCCUCUCACGCAAUCCUGGCAACCAACACGUCUUCAAUCUCCAUUACACGCAUUGCUGCGGCCACUACUACCGAUCCUAACGACACCUCGGCUUCAUCUCGAGUGGUCUCCACUCACUUCAUGAACCCGGUCCCCGUCCAGAAGGGCGUUGAGAUUAUCAGCGGACUGCAAACCAGCAAGGAGACUCUCGACACGGCCGUUGAGUUCUGCAAGAAGAUGGGCAAGAUCACGUCCGUCUCGGCCGACUCUCCCGGCUUCCUCGCCAACAGAAUCCUCAUGCCCUACAUCAACGAGGCCAUCAUUUGCCUGGAGACGGGCGUUGGCGACAGAGACUCCAUCGAUGCCAUUAUGAAGAAUGGCACCAACGUCCCCAUGGGACCACUGCAACUUGCAGACUUCAUCGGCCUUGACACGUGCUUGGCUAUCAUGAAGGUUCUCCAUACGGAGACGGGCGACUCCAAGUACCGCCCAAGCGUGUUGCUGGGAAAGAUGGUGGAUGCGGGCUGGCUGGGCAAGAAGAGCGGAAAGGGUUUCUAUGACUAUUAG